Pyricularia pennisetigena is the source of this 1710-nucleotide messenger RNA. RefSeq lists its product as uncharacterized. The record is from RefSeq and is a predicted model, not a curated record. Bases 1 to 1710 code for a protein of 569 amino acids. The transcript is spliced from 6 exons. Lineage: Eukaryota; Fungi; Ascomycota; Sordariomycetes; Magnaporthales; Pyriculariaceae.
AUGCGACUCGGGUUCCAAGUCGCGCCGUUGCUGCUUUCGAUUGUUUCCUUGGCUCACUCGGCCGCGAUUGAAGGGGACCUGAAGCAUGUUUCGAGCGAGCUGCCGAAAUGUGCAUCCCCUUGCUUGGUCGAUGCCGUCGAGCUUUCCACUUGUGCUGCGGGCAACACGACGUGCAUCUGCAAUGACAAAGCCGUGGCCAUCAGCCUUACCGCCUGCAUCAGGGGCGCAUGCGGACUCGAUGACCAGAUGGAGUCACUCCGCAUCAGCAAAAACGCAUGCAACCAAGCCAGCCGCGACCUCACGGCCGAGAACCGCCGGGUCAACUGGGCCAUGAUGGCGCUCUGCAUACCGUUUGCCGUGCUCAGGCUGCUGUCCAAGGUCGAGCUCCCGCGCCGCCCGGGCGCGGGGCCCUGGCUGCCGACCAUGCCCGACGCCGGCUGGGACGACCUGUGCCUGUUCCUGGCCUGGUGCUGCACCGUGGUCGUGGGCGUCGUGAUCGAGGUGCCGCUGCGGCGGGCCGCGCUGGGCCGCGACCUGUGGACCCUGUCCAAGCAGCAGCUGAUCGACACGGGCUACUGGAUCUACGUCGCCCAGCCCGUCUACAUGUCCGGCAUGGCCUUCCUCAAGGCGUCCUUUUUGUUCUUUUACCUGCGCGUCUUUGGGCUCGUCGGCUCCGUCUCGUACUUUUUCGGCCUCUGCUCCAUGAGGCCUCUGCUGCUGGGCACGCUGUGGGUCAACCUCGUCAUCGCCCUCGUCAUCGUCGGCCUCUCCGUCGGCCAGUGCUCGCCCAUCAGCUACUCUUGGACUCAGUGGGUGGAAGCCGGUCCUGGCAGUUGUAUGGAGACUGGAAAGCUCUUGUGGGCGCAGGCAAUCACAAGCAUGCUGCUGGACUUUUGGAUCCUGGCCCUGCCUCUCUCCCAGAUAGCAAGGCUGCAUAGAUCCUUGCCAACCAAGCUAGGUGUGGCCGCCAUGUUUUCUCUCGGUAUCAUCACCACGGCCGUCAGCAUAGUCCGGGCCAGAGUCCUUGACACGACGUCCACGAGCGACAACCCCGGCCUGAUGCUGUCCAACGGCGCCACCUGGAGCAUGGUCGAGUCGUCGGUGGGGAUCGUGUGCGCCUGCCUGCCCGGGAUGCGCAGGUUCAUCGUCCGCACGAUCCCGCAGGCCUGGAGCUGGGCCGGCCGCAGCCUGGGGAGCGGGACGUCUGGCUCGACCCCCUCCCAGAAGCAGCAGCAGCAGAAAAAGAAAAACGACCGCCACGCCCCGCGCAGCUCGGCGCCCAGGCGGUUGCGCACCCUCAGCGGCAGCCUGCUGGAGACCACCGUCGCUGGUGCCGACGACGACGCGCCCUACGGCAGGAUCUCGGACGAAGAAACGCCGUCCAAGAACGCGACAGUCACGACGACGAUGGUGGGGCUCAAGGACGACAACGACGACGUCGAGAGCUACGCCAUGCAGGACAUCAAGACUCGGGACGGGACAGGUCGGAAACGGAGCGGUUCGACAGUGGCGUCUGGCUGCGUUGAGAGGGGGAUGGGCCUCCCGCGCCCUCUCAGCGCGUCUUUGCCGCCUCCUCCCUGCGUGCAUGACACCCGCGCCGAGACCGUGAGCCUGCCUGCUUCGCCGGGCAUCUGGACGAAGCCGGGCUCGUUUAACAAUAUCUACAGCCCUCAUGGGCAUGGAUCCCGCGGUCCUCUUCCUCCUCGUUGA